This is a messenger RNA of Stegastes partitus (bicolor damselfish), 3685 nucleotides long. It is a transcript of the gene znf622, whose product is annotated as zinc finger protein 622. The transcript has 7 exons. NCBI's taxonomy places the organism in Eukaryota, Metazoa, Chordata, Actinopteri, Pomacentridae. Gene Ontology annotation, biological process: ribosomal large subunit biogenesis. The coding region runs from base 1 to 3084 and encodes 1027 amino acids. Gene Ontology annotation, molecular function: protein binding; nucleic acid binding; zinc ion binding. The record is from RefSeq and is a predicted model, not a curated record. Gene Ontology annotation, cellular component: preribosome, large subunit precursor.
AUGGCUCAGAAAGGAGUUCAGCUAAACCGAGAAAUGUUUUCUUGUUCUAUCUGUCUGGAUCUACUGAAGGUUCCAGUGACUACUUCCUGUGGACACAGCUACUGCAUGGAGUGUAUUAAAAUCAACUGGGAUGAAGAGGACAAGAAAGGAAUCUACAGCUGCCCUCAGUGUAGGCAAACCUUCACACCAAGGCCUGUCCUCAUGAAAAACACCAUGUUAGCAGCUUUAGUGGAGGAGCUGAAGAAGACCGGACUCCAGGUUGCUGCUGCUGAUGAUCCCUGCUAUGCUGGACCUGAAGAUGUGGCCUGUGAUUUCUGUACUGAAAGAAAACUGAAAGCCAUCAAGUCCUGUUUAGUCUGUCUGGCCUCUUAUUGUGAGAAACACCUUCAGCCCCACUAUGAUGCACCUCCAUUAAAGAAACACAAGCUGGUGGAGCCCUCCAAGAACCUCCAGGAGAACAUCUGCUCUCGUCAUGAUAAGAUGAUGGAGAUGUUCUGUCUCACUGAUCAGCAGUCUAUCUGUUAUCUCUGCUCUGUGGAUGAACAUAAAGGCCACGACACGGUCUCAGCUGCAGCAGAACGGACUGAGAGGCAGAAAGAGCUGGAGGUGAGUCGACUAAACAUCCAGCAGAGAAUCCAGGACAGAGAGAAAGAUGUGAAGCUGCUUCAACAGGAGCUGGAGGACAUCAGUGCCUCUGCUGAUAAAACAGUGCAGGACAGUGAGAAGAUGUUCAGUGAGCUGAUCCAUCUCAUCCAGAAAAGAAGCUGUGAUGUGAAGCAGCAGAUCAGAUCCCAGCAGGAGACUGAAGUGAGUCGAGUCAAAGAGCUUGAGGAGAAGCUGGAGCAGGAGAUCAGUGAUCUGAAGAGGAAAGACGCUGAGCUGAAACAGCUCUCAGAUACAGAAGAUCACAACCAGUUUCUCCACAGCUACCCCUCAGUGUCAGCACUCAGUGAGUCCACACACUCAUCCAGCAUCACCAUCCGUCCUCUGAGAUACUUUGAGGACGUGACAGCAGCGAUGAAAGAGGUCAAAGACAAACUACAGGACAUUCUGAGGGCCACAUGGACAGACAUCUCACUGACAAUCACACAACCAGAUGUUUUACUCUCACAACCAGAGCCAAAGACCAGAGCUGGAUUCCUAAAAAAUUCCCGUGAAAUCACUCUGGAUCCAAACACAGCAAGCACAUGCCUGGUUUUAUCUAAUGGAGACAGAAAGGUAACAUUUUCUGUACAACAACAGUCUUAUCCUGAUCAUCCAGACAGAUUCACUGGAAGGUAUCAGGUUCUGGGUAGAGAGAGUCUGACUGGACGUUGCUACUGGGAGGUGGAGUGGACAGGAGGAGUUUCUGUAGCAGUCACAUACAAGAAUAGCAGCAGAGCAGGGAAUAAAUGUGUAUUUGGCCAAAAUGACAAAUCCUGGGCAUUAAAAUGUUCCCUUAGAAGUUAUGAAUUUUGGCACAACAAGAUUUCAACGCCUGUCUCAGGUCCUCAGUCCUCCAGAGUAGGAGUGUACCUGGAUCACAGUGCAGGUAUUCUGUCCUUCUACAGCGUCUCUGACACCAUGACUCUCCUCCACAGAGUCCAGACCACAUUCACUCAGCCACUGUAUGCUGGUGUUUGGGUUAGUAGUUGCUUUGCUGCUGCAACAACUGCUGAGUUCUGUGUCCCCAUGGCAGCCUACACUUGCAUCAGCUGCCGAGUGGCCUUCGCAGACGGCGAGGUGCAGCGAGCCCAUUACAAAACCGACUGGCACCGAUACAACUUGAAGCGCAAGGUGGCCGACAUGCCGCCCGUCACUGCCGAAAACUUCCAGGAGCGCGUUCUGGCGCAGAGGGCCGCAGCUGAACAGCAGCUGAGCGAUGCAGCGGCCACCGAGGGCUGCUCCAUCUGCAACAAGAGGUUCUCCAGCGCCAACGCUCACCAGAACCACCUGCAGUCCCACAAACACCAACAGGCUGAGAAGCAGGCCCUGCUUGCCGCACAGAGAAAGGUGGAGAAGAUGAAUGAGAAGAACCUGGAGAAGGGCCUCGGGGACGAGAAGGUAGACCACGACGCUCGGAACGAGGCCCUGCAGCAGGCGCUGAAAGACCAGCAGAGGUCGAGCCCGGCCAAGCAGGAGGUGCAACAAGGAGCCACGAAGCCAAAGAUGGAGAAGCCGGAGAAACCACCCAGGAUGAUGUGGCUGGAGGAGCAAGCUAAGAGACGAGAGAAGGACGAGGGAGCCACAGCUGAAGAAGAAGAGUGGGAGGACGUUGAUGAGGAGGAAGAUGAUGAUGAUGAUGAUGAGAUGGAGGAGGACGUUGAUGAAGAGGAGACGAUGGAUCAGGAGGAGGGUGACUCGGCGGCUUCGUCUGACCUAAACCCUGCUGCUCUGCCGGGCUCCAUCCCCGUCACCGACUGCCUAUUCUGCUCCCACCACUCCAAGUCGCUCAUGAAGAACGUCGCCCACAUGACCAAAGUCCACAGCUUCUUUAUCCCUGACGUGGAGUUCCUUGUCAACCUGAAGGGUCUUGUCCGGUACCUCGGGGAAAAAGUUGGUGCCGGGAAUGUGUGUUUAUGGUGUAACGAGAAGGGACGUUCGUUUUACUCGACAGAAGCAGUUCAGAGUCACAUGACAGACAAAAGCCACUGUAAACUCUUCACAGAAGGCGACACUGCUCUGGAGUUUGCAGACUUCUAUGACUUCAGGAGCAGCUACCCUGACAGGAAGGACGGAGAAGACGCUGAAAUGGACGAUGACGAGCUGCCUGACGACAAGAACCUGGAAUACGACGAUGACACGCUGGAGCUGACGCUUCCUUCAGGUGCGAAGAUCGGCCAUCGCUCCCUCAUGAGAUACUACAAACAGCGGUUCGGAGCCCAGCGAGCCGUAGUUCUGACCCACAACAGGAACGCUGUUGGCAGAGUCCUCCGGCAGUACAAAGCUCUGGGCUGGGGAGGAGACGGAGGCAGCGGCGCCUUCCACCAGAAACAGAAAGACAUGCAGUACGUACAGAUGAUGAAGUCCAAGUGGAUGCUGAAGAUGGGCAUGAGCCACAACGCCACCAAGCAGAAGCACUUCAGAUGCCAAGUUAUGUUCUAAACUCGGGCUGAAGGGAACCAGACGUGGCGUGAACCAGGCGUGACGCGGCGUGGUGGACUGUAAAGCAAACAUCUUUGCAAACUUCCAGCCAACAAGGGAAAGUUGUGACUCCUUGGAUGAAGGCAGGAAGAUAAAUCUAACUCACAUCAGUUAUGCUGCGUUGAUUUGAAGUUCAACAACUGCAGCAAAACCCUCGAUGGGAGAAAUCUUUACCAGCUUUUUGAAGUUCUUAACUGAAGAUCAGUUAAAUAUUUUCAAAUGUUCAGACAGCUGAAAUCACUGCAUGUCUGUGUGGAAAAGUAGGUCCACUGUCUAUCAGCUUCAACAUGAUCUGCAAGAGAAAUCCAGGCUAAACUCUGAUCAGCUUCACUGCAAAAACAACCGCUGAGGUGGAGAUCAAGGGCAUGAAUCACAUUUAUUAUAUUAUUGUGGAAUUACAUUAAUUGUGUUAAACCUAAAGUAUAAUAUUAAGGAUUUAUUGUACUAUUUUGGACUCCUAAGUAACAUUACAUUGUUUUUUUUGUUUUUUUAACUGAUGACAGGAUUUCAUCAUGAUCAUAAAGCAUCCAAACAAAUAAAUGCAUUUCAUACUUACUAGAAA